Messenger RNA from Oikopleura dioica, 2343 nucleotides. Lineage: Eukaryota; Metazoa; Chordata; Appendicularia; Copelata; Oikopleuridae. The record is from the annotation of a GenBank genome assembly.
AUGAGAAGAUUGUGUAUUUUGCCGACGAUUUUUGCUUAUUAUGCAACGUACGAUGACGAGAAAAAUGCGUAUUAUGACCAAGGCUACAACUCCGAAAGUUCAGAAUUCUCGGCUUCUACCUACCCUCCUGAAUACUAUCAAAAUUACGAUGCCCUUUACGAGGAAAACUCACACGAAGAGAAUCUGGUCCCGGAUGAAUAUGCGCUUGAAAAUUUAGAUAUCGAGGCUCCUGAUGUUUCCUUUCAAUAUUUUCCUGAAACGACGGAAUAUGAAACGACAACAACGACUGCUCCGACAACUUCUACGACCACAUCAACAACAUCAUCGACAACAUCGACGACAACAACAACGACAAGUUCAACAACAAGCACAUCUACCACAACUGAACUUCACAGAGAACCUGACAGCAGAACACCGUAUUUUGAUCCCUCAUUUCCUGAGUUGGGCGACAUAACAGACCAUCAAGAAUUCCUCAAAAAAGUUUGGGACAUGUUCAGCGGCGGGCAAAUCUCAGCCGAAGAACUCAAACAAGCAAUUGAAUACAAGCUCAAAGAUCUUCAGCCCCUCGUUAUCCUGGAUCAAGCCGAUGGCAGAACAUCUCUUUCCGUCGAAGCAAAUAGAAACGGCCACGUGUUCAAUUUCAAAUCAGAGUUCACAACCAGCAGGGCAAAUCGUCAAGGCGCACCGAAACUAAACAGACAAGAAGUCUAUCCAACUCCAAAACCGACAACGACCAAAUCGACGACAAGAAAUAUCUGGAAACCGCCGACAACAAAAACGUCAACAACGAGGACCACCACGACAACUCAAGAGCCAAAAAUUUAUCAAAGGGAUUUCGCGCAGCCGAGGGUCAGUUAUACAACUGUCAGACCCUUGCCACAACCAUUCAGACCGAAUCAGUGUGGAGGAGUGAUUCAUGUUGAUGGAACCGUAAACCUCUUUGAUUUCAUCCGAGAUCGAGCAUCAGGAGAAGCGUGUACUCUAAUCCUCGAAGCAUCGUCUAAACAUUCCAAGCUUAGCUUAGAAUACCAAUCAACCGAUCGAUCUUCAUUGUACGUCUACGACACGCCAUUCAAAUUCGACGACAGGUACCUCCCUCAGUCGGGCAUUUUCCCACGCUCCAAACCACUAAGUUCCUCUGGGCAGUACCUUUACAUCGAAUACUUACUCGCCUACGGCUACAAUCUCGACGAUCCUCAGGCAAUCUUCCGCGUGACAUCCGAAAGCACAAGCUAUGCAGCUGUAGAGGAAGUAGUCAAACGAGAAAUCGAAAAACUACGAGGCGAAUUUCAUGAAAACACAAACAUUGCUGUUCGAUCACAAGCGCUGGCGGCGAAGAAGAUUGAGCAUAAUGAGAGACAAGCAAGAAAUGAAAUCGAAGCGCUGAAGAAUGCAUUUGUCGUGGAAAGAGAAGCUUUUCAGAAGAAAUAUGCGCUGCUAGAAAAGUCCGAUUUCGACAAAGAAUUGAGCUUCGUAAAGACUGAAAUUUUCAACUCGACCAGAACAAAAAUCGAGCAAGUCAGAAUUUUGUCCAAAGAAAAUCUUGAGCAAUGCAAAGGAGAUGUCGCAAGUGCUUUGAAGCAGCUGACAUCGUUUUACGAGGAAAUUCCAAAGAUCAAGUCUCAACACGACAAUUACAAAAUGGCGAAUGCGAAGAACUUCCGCGACUUGGAUACAAAAUUCAUUCAGCUAGAAAGAACAAUUUCCAUCAAUAACCAGUCAAUUUCUACGAUAAAAAAUCAGAAGCGUUUUGCCUUCCAGAGAGUUAUCGAUUGCGAUGGAACGGAUGACCGAUGCCUUGAAAAGAUGAUGCAACGACAGCAACUUUUCUUCUACCCAACGCAUCUGAACCUCGACACUUCAGAAGAAUACGACAUCGGCAAAAACUUCGGCGUCGGUGAAAAAUCCAACGAAAUUCACAUCACCGAUACUGGAAUCUACCGUUUUACUGUCAGAGUCAAUGUGUUUUUCCAACCAAAUGACAAGACGAAACGAUUGCUGAAGCGACUUGGAGGAACGCUUUAUUUUGACCUGAUUCAGCGGCAAGAAGGAUCGGUGAAUUGGAGCAGAGUGAAUGUGAGAAUCGAAGUCAAUGCGAAUAACAACAGCCAGUUUACGAGGAGAUCUGGGGUGCCUUCUGAAGAACUAAGAUUUGUUGGUCAUGGAAGCGUAUCCGUGGCCCUGAACGCUGGCUCAAUUAUUGCGAUGAAAGAAGAAAAACUCUUGUCGAAGCUUACCCCCGAAAUGGGCCAAAGAAAACUCCCGACAAAAGGAACAAACAUCAUCUUUUCCGGAAUCCUAGAAGUGCCACUUUACGACAAUAAAUUUAUUCGCGAGUAUUGA